UGAUUGGAUGACACGGCUGUCCGUCCGCCGUUUCCGGCCUACGAUUGGCUGAGAGUGUCAGAGGGCGGGGAGUGUGUGUGCGGUCAGCGAAGAGCGCAGGGCGGAUCAGCGUGAGGCCGCGACACCGAAACACGCGCGGAAAACUCUCAGAAAUCAACGGAAACGUAAGAGUCAUGGCGGAUCUGAGCUUGACUGAUGCUCUGACCGACAGCGUUCCUCAGCCUGACAUGGAGAACAUGGUGGAGAUGGAUUUCGUGGCCACGCUGGAGGCCGAGACCUUUGACGACCGGGUCGGAGAGACGGUUGACAAGACGAACUUCGUCCCACUGCUGGACAAUGACGGGAAGGAUCCGAGUACAGUAGUCGAGACAGGACAGCAGGAAGUCCAAGGGGCUCAAAACCCUGGCGCCGUGAAUCCGCUGAUGUCACAGAAAGAGACGCCUCUUCAGACUGAGCAGCAGACGUUUGGGACAGACUUACUCUCAGACUCAGUGUCUGGUUUUCCUGAUCAGUGGCACUCACAGUCCAGCCCUCCGCUGAUGAUGGACAGCAGCCCGAUGGCAGCGUUCACAGGUUUGUCUCAGCCCAGCGUAAUGUCGGCGGUGAUCACAGGUGCUGCUCCUUUCCAGACAGAAAGACCGUCUGGUUUGGCCGAAGUGCAGGAGCCGCCAGCUUCUCAGGCCACCGAAGCUCCCAAAAUACCAUCUGAACCCCUGGCAGCCACGACACCCAAGAGCCCACGGGACACAUCUGCAGGUGUCUUUGGUGACCGCUGGUCCGAUGAGGCCGGCAUUCCAUCUGACCUGCCCUUCACGGCCAGCGUUUCCACUGUUAUCAGUCGCCAUGCCGGUCCUCUAGUAGAGAGCAGCCCACAUGUCACGGCCAACCCUCAGUGGUCCCCGAGAGAUAGCGGGGCAGGAGAUGUAGAGGAACGGGAAGGUGAGGGAUCUGACCGUAAGAAGGAAAAGAAGAAGAAAAAGCGGAGACCCAGGGACGAGGUGUACGACUUCCCCACGGAUGUGCAAAGCGAAAGUGCUUCAUCCGACAGCCCCCAUCAGCCAUCCCCACGCAAGGACCGAGACGGAGGCUGGGAAGACGGAGGCCACUUUGGUGGCAGAGUCAAGAAGCCAAAAAGCCGUAAGAAGAUUCCUGAGGAAUGGGCGAUCCAUGCAGAGCCCUUUGUCCCUGCUUCGGCUUGCAUGCCACAGGAGUUCGCAACUGACUCACCCCUUGAAGUUGACAGCGGACUUGUGUCGCUUUCUGAGGACUUCACCGAUGAGAGUUUCAUUCCUAUGUCUCUUACCCAAGAUCUUCUAUCCCUCACGGCCACUUCACCACCAUCUGCAACACAUCUUGAACCUGCAAUGCCCUCUCCGAAGUCUCCCGGACGAGCCCCCGAUUUAUCCCCCCAGCACCCCUUGUCCACGUCAUCCGGAUUGCAAGAUAUCCUCAUGGAAACAGAAGAUUCUCUUGCUUGCAACCUCAGCGACACUCAGCCUUUCGACUCUCCUGGUGUGACCUUCGAGGAAGCAAUCUUUGGACAAGAUCACACCUACACCACCCAAGGUUCACCAUUAAAGGAACCCCAGGCGCCCACCCCUGGAAGCACUUGUUUUGUACCACCGAUGGAAGCACUGAUCUCGGCACCGCCGUUUUCUCCAUCUGGACCUGCGUGGUCUCUUAAUAACCACAGUCAGCCCUUUGAUCUUGAAGGUGUUGCCUUUGAGACCCCGGUUCCCGCACCUCUGCCUUCGCCCAAGAGCAAAGCCCAGAAGGAACCUAAAUCCAAACAAGGCAAGAAGCCCGGCUCAUCCUCAUCAAAGAGUCCAACCUCCCCUGAAGCAAAGUUGCAGUCUCCCCAGAAUUCCGGUCUAAAUCCGUCCGCUCCGCCGUUCUUCCCUAGUUUUGCAGAACCUCGGGAGCUCAAAGCAGAAGCGCUCUUCACUUUGGAAGAAGACUCUAAGAAAAACAAGCCGGAGGUGAUCAAAAUGGACAGCAUCCAGAAGUUCGAUGACUUUAAUGUUGUCAGCAAGACGGACAAAGAUCAGAAGAUGGAAACGGUGGAGGAGAAAGACAAAACUGUCCACACAGACAAACAGACAACCAAAGGAGAAAACACAGAAGCUGUGGACAAAAUCAAAGACGUGGAUGUGGCUAAAUCAGAGAAGGUGGACAAGGAUGAAAUAACACACAAAGUGGAAACGCCGGUGAAAGUUGAGAAGGUUGAACCUUUGGAGAAAAAUACUAAAGAUGAGAUUGAAAAGGCUGAUCAGGUUGAGAAGAUCACCGACAAAAACGAGACACAAGAAAAGAUUGAUUCCUCUCCAAAGAUGGAGAAAGAGAAGGUGGAGCCGGUGGAAAAGGUUGAGCUGAAGACUGAAAAAGAAGUGAAAGUAGAGAAGAACAAAGAGGAAACGAAAGUCGAGGAGAACAAAUCAGAUCUGAAAGUAGAGAAAGAUGAACCGAAGAGCAAAGAAGAACAGGUGAAGGAAGUGGAAGAGGAGAAAGCAGAACAGAAGACCGAACAAGACGAGACAGGAAAGGACAAAGUAGAACAAAAAACAGAAAAGACUGAGCCGGCUGACAAGAAACCUGCCAAAGCUGAGAAGGACGAGAAAGCCAAAAAACCAGCUGCUAAGCCCUCGGCGGCGAAGUCUGCGGUGAGCAACGGUGCACCUGGAAAAGACCUGACCAGUCCCGAGAAGAAGACCAAGCCUGUCGCCGGCACAACCAAACCUAGCUCUGCCAAGCUCCGGCCGAGCUCCGCCUCCAGCGCUACAGCCGCACCCAAGCGCUCCACCCCUACCUCAGCCGCCAGCGCACCCGCCCCCCUCAGCAAAAAAGCCCCUGUGCCCAAAGCUCCUGCCCCGGCCGCUGGCACCAAACGUUCCCGCCAACGACGUCCGUCCGAACCCCCGUCCAGUGGACACCGCGUCCAGCACAGUACCAGAGAGGUCAAGCCCAAGACGGUCACAGAGAAACGGCCGCUGGUGCCAAAGACUGCUGUCGCUCCGGCUCGACCCGCCGCAGACAAACCUGCGACCGCAGCACGCACCGCUGCCAGCGCUCCUGCAGCACGACGCCCCGUCGCAAAGACUUAGAGCAAACCACGAAAAGACAAAGAGAAAACAAGCACACUAAAAACUGUGGUUUCAGAUGCGGCGCGCUCUAAACCUGCUCCUCUCAAAGCCUCCACCACUACCAGCAGCAGCAGCAUCGCCGCUCGCCCUCGCACCACCAAAACACCCGUCUCCAGCAGCACUACAGCCGCUGCUGCGCCCGAGAAAAGCCGCGGUGCCCCGCGCGCCUCGCCCCAGCUCCAGCUCACCUCCAGCGCCAGUGCCAUGACUCGCAGCACAGCGCGGCCCAGCUCCAGCUCCACUCCGGCACCCGACACCAAAAACAUCCGCUCCAAGAUCGGCUCCACAGACAACAUCAAGCACCAGCCGGGGGGAGGAAAGGUGUCAGUGUCUCAGAGCUCGCCCUCCAAAGAGACCAGCCAGGCCAAAAUUCAGAUAGUCUCCAAAAAACUGGACUACAGUCACGUGACUUCUCGCUUGGGCUCCAAGGACAAUAUCAAACAUGUUCCUGGAGGAGGGAACGUCCAGAUUCUCAACAAGAAGGUUGACUUGAGCAAAGUGGCCUCCAAGUGUGGCUCCAAAGCCAACAUCAAACACAAACCAGGUGGAGGCGAAGUCAAGAUCGAGAGCCGUAAGGUCAACUUUAAGGAUAAAGCUCAGCCCAAGGUGGGCUCGAUGGAUAAUGUCAAUCACGAGCCUGGAGGCGGGAACGUUAAGAUUGAGUCUUUCAAGCUAAAUUUCCGCGAGAACGCCCGCUCUCGCACGGACCACGGCGCUGACAUCAUCACCUGGCCCGUCUCGGGCGACAGCCCUGUCCACCGUCACCUCCUCCGCAGCAGCGUCUCGCUCAACGACUCCCUCUCGACCGCCGGCCUCCCUCGCUCUCACACCACCCCGGCCCUCCUCUCCUCCCAGGAACAAGGGGGCGACGUCGGCUCGCUCACCGGACUCCGGACGUGAUUUCUGUCUUCUCAUUGGUCCGCUGCUCUUUAAACCCCGCCUCCUUCCAUUGCUAAGACUCACGUGAUUGGUGUGCUCUCUGUCGGUGAGGCUGUACAGACUGCAGUCAUCAGGAUGUGCAAAAAAUGCUCAUAGUUAAAGGUGGCUGGGAGCGAAACCUGUAAACUCUGAGGUUACACUUUAAACUCACGCUACUCAUAACUCACUUGUUGUAGAGCAUGGAUCUAGUAUUCAUAAUCAAACCUGCACAUGCCCAUCUGAUCACCACAUACAAACACAUCUGGAUCCAUCUGGACAUCAUCUCUCGCUGCCUUCAAGUCCUCAUGGGAAGAUUGUGCUUACGAGUUAUCUACCAUGUGAUCAUAUAUAAAAAAUCACUUUCUGACAAAAUCAAGCUUUUUUUAGUGCCAAAGCAACAAAAUAAAGCACAAAUGAUGUGCAUUAAAGGGAUAGUUCACCCAAAAAUGAAAAUUCUGUCAUUAAUUACUCACCCUCAUGUCGUUUCCAAACCCACAAGAACAC
Messenger RNA from Cyprinus carpio (common carp), 4562 nucleotides. RefSeq names its product microtubule-associated protein 4. Gene Ontology annotation, cellular component: neuron projection. Gene Ontology annotation, molecular function: microtubule binding. Gene Ontology annotation, biological process: neuron projection development; microtubule cytoskeleton organization. Lineage: Eukaryota; Metazoa; Chordata; Actinopteri; Cypriniformes; Cyprinidae. The record is from RefSeq and is a predicted model, not a curated record.